Messenger RNA from Effrenium voratum, 703 nucleotides. The record is from the annotation of a GenBank genome assembly. Lineage: Eukaryota; Dinophyceae; Suessiales; Symbiodiniaceae.
GUGCGUUCAUCUGGUGCUAUGUAUCCUUAGCUGAUCGUCUCCGUGAUGGGGCAGGCGCUGUCACAUCUCUUCGGCAGCGUGGAGCAUCAUGAGGAGGUCGACCCGCUGGCGGAAGACCCUGGGGGCGACAUUCCCGGCGUGGACACUGUGGGAUCCAGUUGUUCCUGCAGCUACCCACCAGUUCUGAAGAGCACUCUGCAUCAAGCAGACAAGGAUUUCUGGUUCAACCUGGACAAGUACACGGCGCACACCCUGCUUUCCAAGAAGCCGAUGGGUGAGCGCGAGUUUGCAGAGGGAAUGCACCGAUUCGAGUUGGCGAAGGACCAGAUUUCGGAGUCCCUGCGGCAGCUGCGAGAGAGCUACACGGACCUGGCCAUCGCGCGCCGGGACUUAGAGCAGAGCCAGCAAGGAGCUGCGUGGGAGCACUUCAGCAAGUGCCGACCCCUCAGCAAGAAGUACGGCCUCUACCUGCCCUGCCACGAGAAUUUCAAGGCAGCCAUGCACAGGUACCGCGGGCUGCUGCAGAAGCCUGGCUGCCCCGUGGGAGCCUCCCUCCCACUGCGCCCGGCAGCGCUGCCGCCCGCACUCGCGCUGGCCGGGGCGGCCCCGGCGACGCCGGCGAAUGAGCGGGCGCGGAGCGGUAGCGAGUUCCUGUGAGACGCCUGCCGGAAGGGCAGGAUGACAAAGGGAAGAGUCGUCGAAA